Molecule: messenger RNA, 1005 nt
Organism: Vicia faba (fava bean)
Lineage: Eukaryota; Viridiplantae; Streptophyta; Magnoliopsida; Fabales; Fabaceae
Source: the annotation of a GenBank genome assembly
AUGGCCUCACCAUCACCCAAACCACAGAAAAAACUUUCAGAAUUUCUAAAUGAACAGCAAGAACCCUUCAUCCUACAACUUUACUUAUCAGAAAGAUCAAAUUCCUCUAAAACAUUCACUUCAACUUCACCCAAGAAUUUCAAAAACCCUUCAAGCUCUUGCUUCCUAAACAAAAAGAGAAAACCUCUCUUUCCAUUUUGUAAAAUUUUAACAUGUGUACACAAAAAGAAGCUUCCAGCAAUCAAGAACUCCUACACUACAAACAAACACAACAAUGUUAAUGUCACUCAUCACGAAGCUAACAACGUUGAUGAUCGAACACAAAUAGCUACAGAAACAGAUCGUUUCUCAACUGCCAGCAGCUCCACCGUGUUCCAUUCAUGCUCAGAUAUUGAUGAUGAAGAAGAAAGAACUUCAUUUUCAUCUCACAAAUAUUAUAAUCCUCUGUUUUCUUCUAACAGUGUCUGCAACAUAGGAAUCCAAAGCCAGCAAGAAACCGACAACAGAAAGUGCCACCAGAGAUGUAUAAAAGUGUGUCCGACAUAUGAAACAUUGAAUGAGGAUGUUUGUGUUUGCGGUGUGGUUGUGCCUGAGAAAAUCAAUGAGGAAUCUCUAUUAUUACCUGCUAUAUUUACUUCACUUAUUCAAACAGCAAAGAGAGAUCAAAAGAACUAUACUAAACAACUGCGACAAAUUCUUGAGCAUAAAAGGGUAUUGCACAAGACAAAGAAGCUCUUAUUUGAUUGUGUUAGAGAAUUGACCAAAAAUGUGAAGAAAAAAGAUUGUAAGCGAUUAAUGGGAGCUGAAAAGUUGGGGAAGAUAAUAUGGAAAAGAAGAAAAGAAGGUGGUGAAAAGAAUGAGAGAAAUGUUAGUAAUUUGCUGAAUUUGGAAUACUUGUUGGAUUCAAGGAAUGAAUGGAGUGAGUUUAAGACUGAGAUGAAAGAUAUUAGUAUUGAGAUUGCUGAUGCAAUAUUGGAAAUUGUAAUCAAGGAUGAAAUUGUAUGA